GUUUUUCCUUUUCCAUGGGACCAGCCCCAGGAUAUAAACCUGAAGGAGAGGUGAUGUAUGGUAGGAGUUUGCUCACUGCGGUGAUGUCACCUCCUUGGGGAACUUGUUCCUCUACAAAUCCCAAUCCAGACUGGAGCUGAGCUCUCCCCUGGUCACCCCAAGGGAAUCCGCCCACAGGACCAACAGGUAGCAGAGGGUGGGAAAACAUAUAAAGCUCCCCGGGAGCUGCUCUUCUUUACUGUCCUCGCUGCACGGAUCUGCUCUCAGCAUGAAGACACUGCUGUUUGGACUCCUGCUUGGCCUGGCAUACAUGGAGUUGGCCCAGGCCUUACGAUGUUACACGUGCAAGGAACCAACGGACAUUGCUAAGUGCAAAACAGUCACCCUCUGCCCCCCGAAAUCCAUCGUAUGCACAACAACGUUGCACUCUGUAGACUCAGGUUACCCCUUUUUCGGCAACAUCACCGUGACCAGAAACUGUGAGGAGGAAUGUGUCUCCUACAACGGGAUAGGGGCAAACAAACCCAAGUCGUGCUGCUACACCGACCUCUGCACCGACGACAACAGGAGCAGCAAUGGGGUGGGACGCAGCUCUGCAGCACUGGCGCUGAUGGCCAUGGCUGUUGGCACAGUCCUCCAGUGCACUCUGUAAUGCCACAAGUACUCAUGCUCCAGCCAAA
Molecule: messenger RNA, 680 nt
Organism: Pezoporus occidentalis (night parrot)
Lineage: Eukaryota; Metazoa; Chordata; Aves; Psittaciformes; Psittacidae
Product: ly6/PLAUR domain-containing protein 2-like
Exons: 3
Coding region: 269-652 (127 amino acids)
Cellular component (GO): plasma membrane
Source: RefSeq, a predicted model, not a curated record